This is a messenger RNA of Cynoglossus semilaevis (tongue sole), 3220 nucleotides long. It is a transcript of the gene lrrc49, whose product is annotated as leucine rich repeat containing 49. The coding region runs from base 301 to 2463 and encodes 720 amino acids. The transcript has 19 exons. Gene Ontology annotation, molecular function: protein binding. NCBI's taxonomy places the organism in Eukaryota, Metazoa, Chordata, Actinopteri, Pleuronectiformes, Cynoglossidae. The record is from RefSeq and is a predicted model, not a curated record.
GCGAGAAGGAAGGAAACCGGAAGCCCAUCGGAGGGCCCGUUGAACAGCAGCCAUUUUGACAGGCCCUAGUUGGCCACAGGUGUAAAACAUUAAACCUGUGAUAGCUGGAUUCCAGCAGGUUCCAUCAGAUUAACGCAAUUCCAGGGUGUCGACACCGACUGUAACCCAUGACGCAGGUCGACACGCGUUGCUUUCUGGGGCGUGGAUUAUUGAUGUCAUCAGUACGAAUAGACGGCAGGAAAAUGUGGCAGUUUGACAGAUGGCCUCCACCAGACUCCUUCCUCCCCUGACCAAGACGGAAUGGAUCCGGAGCGGAUUGUGGGAACAACAGUUCGCUGUGACAAACACAGGAGCCGUGACAGUGACAGAUGGAUGCUUCCCACUCCUACGGUUAACAGCUGCAAGUUGACCCCAGUGUUGGUCAAAUCUUCAGCAGUAGAGAACAUGACACAUUACCAUCGGGAUAUUGGAAAAGACAAAACUGUUCAUUUCAACCCCACGUUGACUCAGUUUGACCCAGGGAAAAUGCUGAAUGCUUUCAGCCAGAGUAGAUUUGUUCAGACAACAGCUGACCUGUCACGUACUCUACAAAGUAAUGUGCCAUUAGCAACUGGGUUUACUGCGGUUAUACAAGCUGGGCGACGAUCAAGAGACAAAUCUCAGAGACCAGUCCACAGUGGUUCGGCUGCUCACUGCCCAAAUAUCCCGGAGCAGAACAAACCAGGAGGUGUUUUGGGAAGAUUCACUCCAGUGCCAUAUAACCAUUUUGCAUCCAAUUUUAACCGCCUCGACUUAGACAGACGUGGGCUGAAAGAAUGUCCUCAGUCGGACAUGAUUGAAAAACUGCAACUUCUAAACCUGCAGCAUAACCUAAUCACCAGGAUCCAGCAUUUGUCAUAUCUGCAGCAGCUCGUGUUCCUGAACUUGUACGACAAUCAGAUCUUGGAAAUGAGUGGCAUUGAAGCUCUGACCUCACUGAGGAUCCUGAUGCUGGGGAAGAAUAGAAUCCAGAAGAUAUGCUGCCUGGACGGGCUGUCAAAACUGAAUAUCCUGGAUUUACAUGACAACCAGAUCUGCAGGAUAGAAAACCUGUCUCGCCUGAGUGAGCUGCGAGCGUUGAACCUGGCAGGAAACAACAUCGUCAAAGUAGAAAAUCUGCACAACCUGGACUCUUUAACUGAACUGAACCUGAGGCACAACCACAUCUCUGAAGUGGCUGAGGUGGACCGCCUGCCCUGCUUGCAGCGACUCAUUCUCAGCUGCAACAACAUCACCAGUCUUGAUCAGCUGGUCGGCCUCGGACAGUCUCCAUCCCUUUCCCAGCUCACCCUGGAUGGGAAUCCUGUAGCCCUGGAGACAUGGUACAAGCAGGCCGUCCUGCGCUGUGUGCUUCAUCUGAGACAGCUGGACAUGAAGCGCAUCACAGACGAGGAUCGGCGCAUGGCUGGUGUGCAGGCGCGGAAAGAGGAGGAGAAGAAGAGGGAGAGUCACAAACAGACCAUUCAUAAGGUAUUACACAGUUGUUGUUGUUGGAUCAACACUUCAGACAUGCAUCAGUCACUGAUCAGACCGCUGGUGGACAGUAGCGUUCAGAGCCUGUCCAUGUCCGACAGCCACCUGGCGGAGCUGGAUGGAGACACCCUGCGACUGUUCGGACUGGGGGCCCUGGAGGCUCUGGAGAGGGGAUGGGGAGUCCAGACUGCUGGUGCUGUCACCGUCAUAACCUUUCGCUACGUCAAUUUUGAUGCUAUUGUUCCAACACUGCCACGAAUAAGGGUCAAAUUUCCAAAUCUAUUGCACCUGAUCUUCUUGGAAACAAACAUCAGCCGCCUCCCACAGUUAGCAGCGCUGGCUCAGGUGAGACGUUUGGAGCAGCUGACCGUCCAGCCGGAGGGAAACCCAGUGGUCAGUCUGUCUCUGUGGCGUUCCUUUGCCGUUUACCGCCUCCAUCACUUCAACCUGCAGAAGAUCAACGGCCAGGAGGUGACCAUGAACGACGUGAUCGCUGCAGAACGUGUGUUUGGAACGCUGGGCCACAUAGCUGCCACCGAAACCCCCCGCUGUCGACUCCUGCUGCUGCUGGAGGAGUCCAGGAAGCGUCAGUUGAAGUUUCUGUUGGAGGGGAGAGGUCGGCGUCCAGGACUGAGCCCGGAGGAGCUGCGGGACAACGGGAAGCUCCUGGGGGAGGGACUGAGCCGAGCGCUGUUUAACUACCCCAGCAGACACUGCAGUACAGACAGCCCUGAGGACAAUACGGCGGAGUCGUCAGAACGGGCCGCUAUGAUUGAACAGUAUCUCCAAGAGUUGGUCCAAAGGGCAUCAGACACCAACCUAAAGGGCGAGGCCCUCCACAGGCUCUGGCCCUCUAUGUUUGCGGAGAUGGUGAGAGACAGUGUGUUGGAGAUGAGGGACCGAGCAGCGUUUGGACAGGCCAGUCUGUCAAAGCUCUCUGAGACCAAGUGAAGAGGACCAAAAAGUUCAACCUCACAUGUUAUUUUGCCGGUGGCCUCUAGGGCGCAGUCUGACCUCCCAGAUACUAACCUUUGAGACUCUUAGGAACUCACGAAAAAAACGACUUGAUUUGAACGUAGCCUUUUACAGACAACACACACUGAUUCUCCAGUGUGUGGCGCUGUGACAUGUCAGAGGAAGAACGCAGAGUGUGUCGGACUGCUCACAGAGCGGCGCCCCCUCUCUGCAGAUUUGUGAACGACCACUUCUCACCAUCAGCGUCAUCAGCUAAAAGCUGUUUCUGUUCCCAUUCCUUCAUGUCAUCGUGUCACACACUGAUGGAUCACUUUUAAUCACUACAGGUAAAAAAAAGAAACACACAGAUUUUUUUUUUAAAUUUAAUUUACCACAGUUAUCUUUUCUUUAUUGUACCUGGAAUUAAAUUGAUUUCUGUAAUUAACAGUUUGUACAGGACUUGUUCAUUGCAGAAAUUUAGAUUUUCCAGAAGAAAAUAUUUCCGACUUAUUUUUUAGUUUUAGUUUGAUCUAAAUAUAGGAAAGAAUUAUUGAAUGAAGACUGAUGGACUUGAAUGAUAUUUUUUAUUUUUUCUGGAUGACAGUGAUGGGGAUGAUGACAACAUUUUUACAGGCAGACACUUCACAGAUAUAUUCCGUUUUCUCCUCCUUAUCCUGCAGCUACGAGCAGGUCGUUGUCUGGUGAAGGAUAAUGAUUUUUUUUUUUUCUGAUAUAAACAACCCCAGUGGCUCCA